UUAUUUAACAUAAUUAUUUUGAAUUUAUAAGUAUUUUAAACUGUAAAUUAGAAGAGACCGGAAUGGACAAACGGUAAUCCAACCUGAUUUCGGAAAAUCUACUUUUCGAUCAUUAUUUAAAUAUGAUAUUUUCAUCCUUCACUUCAAAUAAUAGGUGAUUCUUUGUUUUCUCUCUCUUCUUUUUCCUUCUUUCUUUGCUAUAAUCCCAUGAAACAGCAAAUAAUAAAACUGGUGAGAAAUGGAUUGUACAAAGAAGCACUCCAUCUAUACGGUGAAGACCUCAUUGCAUCAUUGCUUCCCAACAAAUUCACAUUCCCUCCACUCUUCAAAGCUUGUGCCAAGCUCAACUCACCAAUUCAAGGCCAAAUCCUCCACACCCAUCUCAUCAAGACUGGGUUUUCCCAUGACAUCUAUGCUGCCACUGCUCUCACGGAUAUGUACAUGAAAUUGCACCGCUUUGAAUGUGCCCUCAAGGUGUUCUAUGAAAUGCCUGACGGAAACUUGGCUUCCUUAAACACGAUCAUUUCCGGGUUUUGGAGAAACGGAUAUUGUAAUGAAGCGCUUAUAUUGUUUAAGGAGAUUUGUUUUGGAUUGUGGAGGCCUAAUUCACUCACUAUAGCUACCGUCUUGCCAGCUUGUCAAAGUCUUGAACUUGGUAUGCAAGUUCAUACUUUGGCCAUUAAGUUGGGAGUUGAGUUGGACGUUUACGUGGCAACUUCGUUGCUGACUAUGUAUUCUAACCGUGGAGAAAUAGUUUUAGCCAUUAACAUGUUUGUAGAGAUGACUGAUAAGAAUGUUGUCAGCUAUAAUGCUUUUCUUUCAGGGCUUCUGCAAAAUGGGGUUCCACUUAUGGUAUUGCAGGUGUUUAAGAACAUGAUGGGAAAUUGUCAAGUAGGACAACCCAAUUGUGUUACUUUCAUUUCUAUUAUAUCUGCAUGUGCAAGUCUUUUGUACCUACAGUUUGGCAGACAGGUUCAUGGGGUUCUUAUGAAAAUUGAGACACAGUUUGAUACUAUGGUUGGAACUGCACUUGUUGAUAUGUAUUCAAAAUGUCGGGCUUGGCAAUGGGGCUAUGAUGUUUUCAAGGAGAUGAAAGGAAGCAGGAACUUGGUAACUUGGAAUUCAAUGAUAGCAGGGUUGAUGUUAAACAAUCAAAGUGAGAUGGCUGUUGCACUGUUCGAGGAGGUAAAAUUUGAAGGAAUGAAACCUGAUUCAGCAACAUGGAAUUCAAUGAUAAGGGGGUUUUCGCAGUUGGGGAAAGGAUUUGAAGCUUUUAAGUAUUUUGAGAAGAUGCAGUCUGCUGGUGUAGAACUGAGUUUAAAAUGCAUUACUAGUCUUUUGCCAGCUUGUUCAAUCUUGUGUGCUUUAAAGCAGGGAAAAGAGAUCCAUGGUCUUGCUAUAAGAAGUGGUAUUAGUAACGAGGAGUUCAUGGCUACAGCACUCAUUGACAUGUAUAUGAACUGUGGGUAUUCCUCUUGUGCGCGUAAAAUCUUUGAUCAGUUUGAGUCAAAGCCUGAUGAUCCGGCAUUCUGGAAUGCAAUGAUUUCCGGUUAUGGAAGAAAUGGAGAGAAUGGAUCAGCAUUUGAAAUUUUUGAUUUGAUGCGGGAGGAAAAAGUAAAGCCAAAUUCAGCAACUUUCAUUGGUGUUAUAUCUUCAUGUAGUCACACUGGACAAGUUGACAGAGGAUUACAAGUUUUCAGAAUGAUGAAUAAAGUUUGUAACUUGAGCCCAAAUCUUGAGCAUUUUGGUUGCAUGGUUGAUCUUUUGGGUCGAUGCGGCAAACUAGAGGAAGCCAAAGAUCUAAUACAAGAACUUCCAGACCCUCCCGCUGCAAUUUUUGCUUCUCUGCUUGGUGCUUGUAAGUGUCACUUAAAUUAUGAGCUAGGAGAAGAAAUAGCUAUGAAGCUUUCAGAGUUGGAGCCAGAGACUCCAGAACCUUUUGUGAUACUGUCCAGCAUAUACGCUGCAGUAGGAAGGUGGGGAGAUGUGGAAAGAAUAAGACUAAUGAUAGAUGACAGAGGAUUGAGAAAAUUCCCCGGAUUUAGUUCAAUAUCCGUGACAUGAGAAGGAACUUUUUAUAGCAUCCGAAAUUUUUUUUCGCUCUACCAUAUUCAAACUUUUCAUCUUCUUGGUAUAUUCCAGGUUACUGGGAAAAAAGUUUCACCACUCAGUAUUUGCCUCUCUGGACCUAACUUUUGGUCUAUUUAAGCUCAUGGAAGGAAAGCAGUAAAUUUCAUUGGAUUUGGUUCAUUUGAAAUUACAUGUAGAGGAACUGCUUAGAUUAGAUGGCAAGAAAUUGUAAACUAAAUCAAAUUCAAUUGCAUGUCUGGCAUCUUCUUGGGUUGUGACUACAAGAGACAGUUCACUUAUUCAACAUUUCUUUCACUGAAAACCCAAAAUAGUUAUCGAAAAAGUUUGGGGGCUCAAAUAUGAAGCAAGAGAUCACAUCUCUAAGGGUAAUUACACCUGUAACUUCAUUCUCAUCCACUAUAUAGAUUCUGUGCACCCUUUUGGUGGCAAGGCACUGGAUCACACUACCAAGAGUUGAAUCUACCUUGCAUGUUAUUGGUGUGGUGACUCUCCCAAUUUCUUGGCCGGUUGAGACAACAGUACUAAUGAAAUCCUCCACGGUGAGCUGCCUGUAAUUAAGAAUCAAGUAGAUAAAAGCAUUGUUAAACCACCCUUGGUUGCAUGGAACACUGUUUGCUAAAAUAGUAGAUAUAAGUUUUGGAGAGGCAGACUAGGUUAAAAGCUGCAUGUCUUUCACUGUACCUGAAAUUGGAGAAAAGUUCGGGUUUGAGCAGCAAGUGUCUUAUGUCUCUUAUGCUUACAUUCCCAACAAUCUUUUUGCUCGGCCCCUCUACAACCGGAAGACCCCCAACAUGGUUGUCUCUCAUUCUUUUGAAAGCUUCAAGAACCAGGUCAUCAUUUUGGAUGCUAAUAACCUGACAAAGAAGAUAAGUAAUUGAAGUUUAGUGUUGAAAUUAGCUUGAAAAAAAAUAUUUACUAGUUACUUGAAGUGACAGUAAAGUUUCACCUCAUUAGAGGACAUGAAAGGGAGUCCCAUAUCCGAAAUAGGCCGUGCAGCAAUACAAUCAAACCAGUCCCUCCCUUUGCAUCCUUCCAGACCUCCAACAACCGCGGAUUGAGUAAUGUAGUUUUGGAGUUCGGGAUUUCCUGGCUCAAUUACAGGUACAUUUCUUAGUCUAUAUUUUGAGAGUAGCAGUAGGACACUCAACAUGGAACUGUCUGUUGCAACCGGAAUAAAAGGAGCCCACCUGUAUGAUUUAACUAUUGACUUCACCUGAAAAACAUAAAUCACAUGUUUCAUGAUGGCAUUAAAGAGGACUGGAUCUUCAUUCUGGUCUCUAGUUUUGUUUCACUACGUUCAAUCAGAAUAUCUUAUGACAGGGCAUUUAGGGUUAAGAUUAUUACUUGUAGUGAAAGAAAGCCAAGGAUUUAAAGAUAAACAAAGAUGGCCUACUUGACCUCCUGAGCCAGUAAAACUGAAUGUAUGGUAAAGUGAACCCAACUCUUUGAAUAUAUAAGUAGCAUUGCACUAAGCUUACAGUGGUUGACUUGAAGGGUUCUUCUUGAAGGAUAACUUUGUAAAAUUCUUUGCCCAAGUUGUCAGCAGCAGCUGGAGCAUCCCCUCCUGAUGCUUGAUCAGCUGCAACACCACCAGCUACAGCGGCUCCUACUGCAGCAACAGUUAGUCCAGCAACUGCAGCUGGACCUGUCACACCGACUGCUAAUGCUCCAAGAGCACCAACAGCUCCAGCACCUAAACCAACAGCUGUAGCUGUGCUGGCUGAUAAAGCAACAGCAGCAACCUCUGCAGUCUCUAGUACCCAGAGAACUAUUGCUGAGUAAUCUAUGAUCCCCAAGUACCUCUCCCUCCAGUUCAUGCUAGUGGCUGCAUCUGGGUUUAUCACAGGUGCAGACAAAAUGUUGCAUUCUGAUAGAACCUUAACAGCAUCGGCAACUGUUGUGUCUGCUUGAAUUUCAAUCACUAGAAAAAAAAAUUUGUUGCCACACAUUAGACAUUGAGGCAUUUCCAUUACUCACACGAAGUACAUCAACUUAAAAUUGCUUAAGCUGCACCUUUGCCAGCAGGAACUUGCGGGAAAGAUGAAACAGGGAUUCUUGCAAAA
This is a messenger RNA of Gossypium raimondii (Peruvian cotton), 4154 nucleotides long. RefSeq names its product pentatricopeptide repeat-containing protein At2g02750. The transcript is spliced from 2 exons. Gene Ontology annotation, molecular function: RNA binding; protein binding. Gene Ontology annotation, biological process: RNA modification. NCBI's taxonomy places the organism in Eukaryota, Viridiplantae, Streptophyta, Magnoliopsida, Malvales, Malvaceae. The coding region runs from base 208 to 2064 and encodes 618 amino acids. The record is from RefSeq and is a predicted model, not a curated record.